Messenger RNA from Tricharina praecox, 3273 nucleotides. Its product is annotated as fungal-specific transcription factor domain-containing protein. The record is from RefSeq and is a predicted model, not a curated record. Bases 151 to 2826 code for a protein of 891 amino acids. The transcript has 2 exons. Lineage: Eukaryota; Fungi; Ascomycota; Pezizomycetes; Pezizales; Pyronemataceae. Gene Ontology annotation, molecular function: DNA-binding transcription factor activity, RNA polymerase II-specific; zinc ion binding; sequence-specific DNA binding. Gene Ontology annotation, biological process: DNA-templated transcription; positive regulation of transcription by RNA polymerase II.
CUGAAACGUAAAUAAAAAUAUAUAUAUAAAAAAAUAAGCAUUUGCACGGAAACAGCCUGCGCUCACACCACUGGCUCCGAAUUUUAUUCCCGCUCCUGCAUUUUUGUUGCCCGUUUCUGUCGGUCGGAUCGACCGCCCCGCGAUCUCAACAUGCAGAGGGAACGCCGAACAUUGUCCGUACCCACCAUCUCGUAUGAGGAUGUCGACCAGCAACAAGAUCUGGAGAUGGUGCAGCAGCAUGGCUUCCUGGGGACGGCCCCGUCGCCGUCGCCGUCGCCGUCGUCCCUCACUGCGGCUGCUGUUCUUGGUGCGACUUCGGGGUGGCCCCCGCAACCCCAUCCGGGACAAGCCCCGUCGCCGUCUUUUGGCCACAACCAUAUGGCCACUCUUGGGAAACCACAUGUGGCCAGGUCCAGGUCCGCAUCAACCUCGUCGCUGUCGACGCCCACGCCAGGCACGCCGAGUCUCAAAAAGAAGAUCGUUACCGCCUGCCAGCGAUGCAGGACGAGAAAGAUUCGCUGCGAUGGCGCUCUCCCAGCUUGCCGUAGCUGCGUCAAGGCGGGGGUGGAAUGCAUCGAGGUCGACAGGGCCGGCGAUAACAACAUGCCUAGAAGUCAUGUGCUCGAGCUCGAAAACAGGAUCAAGUGGCUUGAAGACAUCGUGAGAGCACAAUGUCCUGAAAUCGAUCUAUCGAUCGGCCCGACAGUGGAGCUCCGCUCGAGGCCAGCACCGCCCGCAAUACGGAUCGUCACGACCGGGCCAGACUUCCAUCAACCUCUUCAGUGCAUGAGCUCUACGUCCUCGCCCGUCUUCGCACUGUCACCGGCAUCGACAUGUGCCACACCGGUGUCGUUCGAGUUCUCGUCUCCCGGUGUAUCCCCGGGAUACCUACAGCCCAUGAGCCCGUUCACCUUCUCCGAGGUGGGACCUUCCCGUGCUCCGUCACCCGCUCCAGCGAGCCCAUUGAUGCUGGCGCAAGAUACUCCGGCACUUCCCCACGAAGUCUGCUUGCUGGCACUGUCAGCGGCGGAGGAGCCGAAAUAUUUUGGAUCCUCAUCGGGGGUCAACUUCGCACGCAUGGUCUUUGCGGACGAUAGAGGGGACUUGCAGGAUGGUGACCUGGAGGGGCUGGAACGACACACACCGGUUCCGAACGUUGAGCCAGCCCCACUGCCGAGCAUGGAGGAAUGCGCGCCGUUUUUCAAGACGUAUUUCGAGAGUGUCCACUUGCAGUACCCGUUUCUUCACCAGCCGACCUUCGAAGCCUGCUUGCAGGCCGUAUGCCAGGCGCGAGGCCACGACGAUGCGGAGGGGUUACCCCCGGGCUUUUCGGCACCGGUGGCUCGAUUCCAAGCAUUCAUCGUCCUCUCGAUCGGAGCACACAUACUGUCGACACGAGCGGGCGGGAAUUUCAACAGCGAAGGCUAUUAUGCCGCGGCAAUGCAGCUAGCCGGUGAUGUUUCGCUGACGGGCAGCCUCCAAGGUGCACAGAAUGCGCUCUUGCUGGCUAUGCACAGCCUGUAUGCAACCGGCGGCCGGAACGUGUGGUAUCUGAAUGCGAUAAUCAUGGCAACUUGCAUCGACCUGGGCCUGCAACGAAAAUUCGAGAUGCCCGGCGACCAGGGUAAGGCGGCUGUCAAGCGUCGCGUGUUCUGGUGUGCGUACUCUCUCGAUCGGAAUCUGGGCAUCGCCCUUGGCAGGCCUUUCUCGCUUCGCGACGAAUCCCUCGAUGUUGAAUUUCCCCAGGAUACAGACAACGACGAGGAACUCGCGAAUCCCUCGCAUUCCCUGGCAAACUCAAAGUCCAUUGGGGCCUCGAGAACCCUCUUCAGCUGCUCGGUAUUCGUUUUUAAAAUAAUGAAGAUCAUCUCGAGCAUCAAGUCCAUGCUGUAUCGAGUUUCACCAUCCACUGGCACUUGGGAUAUCGGGGAGUGGCAGAUAAGAACUUACCAGCAGCUUCUCGACCUCCAGGAGCAGGCUCGGUCUUCCCUCACGGGCAUACGUCGGGGUACCGGUUCUCCGUCACAAGUCGCAGGAACACAACUGGUUGAGCUGAAGGUCCACGAAGCCAUCCAGUUGCUUUUCCGGCCAAGCCCAAUAAUCGUCCACCCGACGUCUUUUGCUCUGGACAAAUGCUUCCACUCGGCAGUCGAAACCGUCAGGAUAUACUUCAGGCCGAAGCGAUACAACGAGACACCGUAUCACCCCUACACCCGUCUGACGGAGAACUCGAUAUUCCUUGCGGGCAUCACGAUGCUUUACAGCCACCGGACCUGCCAGGAAGUCCGCGCAAAAGCGGGGGGCGGGUUUCUGGCGGAGGAGAUCAGGUGUUGCUCGCAGCUCUUGGCCGACCUGUCCCAGCUGUGGCCGACCGCACAGAAAUCAAAGACCAAAUUUGAUUCAUUGGCCCACUCGACGCUGGCGUACUCCUCCGCCACCGCGUCGUCGCGUAUGCUCUCACCUCACGACGGUGCGCGCAGGGCGUCGGGCGGCUCGGUCAGAUCGUUUGCCGAGAGUCAGACACUGGAAGUGCCCUCGUUGACGCCGUCGGUUCCACCGGCAGCACCGCCCUCAUCACCAAUGCCCAACAACGGGUGGUACGGCGCCGAAGUCGGGGUACCCCCCGGCAGUCCCAGUCCAAACCUCUGGGUGACCGAUCCGGGCUGGGAUCUCCAACAAACGACGGAGGACUUCAUGAUCAACGAGAUGGAGGGGAUCCAGCGGGGAACCGAUCUGGACAUACUGGCGAAUCUGAUGAACGAUGAUACGGCCAUGUGGGGGAUGGGUCCCCUGGAACAGCAACAGCAGCAACAGCAACAGCGGUGACUAACCGCCGGUAUUCUGGACGAGUGGCUUGAAGGUUUGGGUCUCCCAACCAAUGGAUUCGACUAGCUAGCUAGCUAUCCCUUCUCGCCACCGCUCGUCGCCGCUGCGAACGGGUCACCAUCACCAUCACAUACCUACACAUUCACUCCGCCUCCACCUUUCUCUCUCUCUCUCUCUCUCCCAUGCGCGCAUGGUUGCAUGGAGAUUGAAGUGGUUACCUACCUUACCUUGCCUGCUUGAUUCUCUCUUGUCGGACCUACCUACCUACCUAGUUGUUUCGUUCGUGUUCAUGUUCAUGUUCGUGUUCGUGUUUGUGUGCGUUUAUACCAUCUCAUUUCGUAUAGUCUCUUCUUCUUUCCUUUUCCUUUAUGUACGAACCCUUUUUUGCGUUGCAUGUGUCCGAAGGAGUAAGAAAGUAGUGGAGGGGGCUGGGGCGAUCAUUUCGGG